This is a messenger RNA of Arvicola amphibius (Eurasian water vole), 2480 nucleotides long. RefSeq names its product PH domain containing endocytic trafficking adaptor 1 (gene Pheta1). Gene Ontology annotation, cellular component: early endosome; trans-Golgi network; recycling endosome. Lineage: Eukaryota; Metazoa; Chordata; Mammalia; Rodentia; Cricetidae. Gene Ontology annotation, biological process: receptor recycling; retrograde transport, endosome to Golgi; endosome organization. The transcript has 5 exons. The record is from RefSeq and is a predicted model, not a curated record. The coding region runs from base 537 to 1277 and encodes 246 amino acids.
GUGUACGCCACCAUACCCGACAUGUGUCGUUUUAAUUUUGUUUUUAAACAGGGUCUUGCUCUGUAGCUCAGGCUGGCGUCUACCUUCCAUGUGCUGGAAUGACAGGUGUGAGCUACCACAGCUGGUGCUCUGCCUGCUUUAGAAUGUUUCCCCUGUAGUUUGUCACAGAGUUUCCUUAUUUUUAUCUUCUGAGCCUCCUUGAAGCCCAUUGAAGAAACUGAGGUCUUCCACCCUAGACCAACUUGGACAGGAAUCUGGUUACUAGAGCAUCAUGCCUAGGCUCCCAGGAGUACCUGCUACACACUGGGCUCUCACAUCCAGACGGAAAAACCCUCCCUUCCUGGAGCAGGCAUGAAUGAGCCAGAUGAAGAACUAAAGGUCCAGAGAGGCUGACUGUGCGCACCGAGGUGGCCCAGCCUGGAGACUGAGCUGACUUGAACUGAGUGAGCAGUGUGCCUCUGUUUCCCCAACUGACAAGUGGAACCAUAACACUAGCCUGGGCCCCCCAAGAUCAUUGCCUGCUGGAGCUAACUUGCAUGGGGACAAGCGCAGGCUUUGCGGCCAUGAAGCUGAACGAGCGCAGCCUGGCCUUCUACGCAACGUGCGAUGCGCCAGUGGACAAUGCUGGCUACCUACACAAGCGUGGUGGACGCGGGGCGGGCUCCCACCGGCGCUGGUUCGUGCUUCGUGGCAACAUGCUCUUCUACUUCGAGACAGAGACCAGCCGCGAGCCGCUGGGCGUCAUCCUGCUCGAGGGGUGCACGGUGGAGCUGGUGGAUGUCCGGGAGGAGUUUGCCUUCGCCGUGCACUUUGCCGGCGGUCGCUCUCGGCCCUACGUGCUGGCAGCUGAUAGCCAGGCAGCCUUGGAGGGCUGGGUGAAGGCGCUGUCACGAGCUAGCUUCCACUACCUGCGCUUGGUGGUGCGUGAGUUGGAGCAGCAGCUGGCAGCCAUGCGGGAGGGAAGCCCUGCCAAUGCCUUGCCGGCCAACCCAAGCCCGGUCUCAAACCUGCGACCCAAGGAGAAUGGCCGGGCAGUAUGGAGUACGCUGCCUGAGCAACCCACUGCAGCCCCCCAGCGCCCACCGCUACCACCCCGUCGCAGGGCCUCUGCUUCCAAUGGGCCCUUGGCAUCAUUUGCCCAGCUGCACGAGCAAUAUGGACUGGAGGUGCGGGCCCUCAGGAGCCAGUGGCGUGGAGGCCACACUGGCCUAGCUGACCUGGAGGUCUCCCGGCAUCCUUCUGGUUCAGGUGGGCCUCAUAGCCAGGACCAGCCCUAAGGGGCCUACUGGCUGUGAGGGAAGCCUGAGUACAGUACCACUUGGGCUCAAGACAGGCUUCCAGGGGACAUAGGACAUGUGACCCAGAAGACCUGACCUCUGGGCUCAGUGGCAGUUACUGCCAAGAACCUGGGACCUGAACAUUCUAUAAGAACUCAAGGAAUUGGUUGCUAGAGAACCCUGCCCCAGGACAGCCCUGGAGUAGGCCACAGGCCCAUGGGGCCCAAGGUCCAUCUGGUGCCGGUCCUCACAGGGAUCAGGAAGCCUGGGCCCAGUGGCUGCUGCCUGGGCUUCUCAUGUGGGUCAGAAGCAGCAGGUAGAAGGUGGAGUUAAACGGGAUAAAUCCCCAAGGCCCUGGCCUGGAACCAACUGAGGCAGGACUUUGCCCGGCCUUGGCAGGCAGGGCCUCUUAGAGCCAACUAACCUCCAGUCCUGGGCUGUGGCCGAGCUUCCUCCCAGGUUCACCUCUGCCUGAUUCCAGACAACCAGUGGGCCUCCCUGCUGGGUCUCUUCUCAGUGCUGGCUCUCUUCCAGAGUGUUGGGCGGGACAACCUGCCCCACCUGGGUCUUGUUUACAGUCCUCCUCAGUGCCCUGCCCUGGGGACUGGAGGACACUCACUCCAGUCUCUGCGUCAGAUGGACAGAUUUCACCCUGGCCCCACUCCUCUGUCCCGGGAGGCCCUGUGUUGGGGUUCUGUAGGUGAUUCUGCCACCAGAGCCUCUUGGCUGCCUGCUGGCUCAGGCGCCAAGGGCUUGGCUGUGGGUUUUACUUUGAAGUAUAUAAGGUAUUGCAUUUGUCUUUCUUCCAGCAGUGAAGUUUAGUGUCCGCACCGCCCUCCCGUUACUGUUGACUGGAGGGAAGGGGUGGCAUUGUCCCUAGGGAGUCCGGCCCUACCAGGAGACACACUGACGCCUAGCUGUCCCCUGAGCUCUGCUGUCUGCACAGGUGCCUCUGGGGACUUGGUCCCUAUCUUUUUAACUCUCCCACUGGGUGGGGCUCAGGACUCCCUGGUGUGACCCAGCUGAGGCAUAGACUCUAGUCUGGGGUGGGUUUACAAACGCUAAAGGUACAGGGCAGGAGGUGGGGAGGGGAGAGGUUCCCUUUUCUCCCAAAGCACAAAGGUGGUCCAGCUGACUCUAGGGCUAAUAAGAGAUUUUGCCUUGAACAGGGUACGAGGGCCAAAAUAAAAGCUGGUCAAGGAA